ACUCUAUAUAAGCUUCGUGGGAGAGUUUGGUUUCCCGCUCUGUUCAUUGUUCGUACGUUGGAGUGUUUGGUUGUAUGUUGUGAGUUCUCAUUUUAACUUCUUUGUUCAAGUUCUACACUAAAAUGCCGGCCACUCGUGGUAGACAAAGCUCCGAGCAUGCAGAGGUUGUUACAGAAGAUCUGAAAGAACAGACUCCAAAAGAAGUAAAAGAGACACCAGAAGAAACUGAAACUGUAAAAGAAGAUAAAGAAGAAAAACAGGAAAGUGAAAAGAAAGAUGAAGAAACUGAAACCGAAGAGAAAAAAGCAGAAGACUCAACAGAAGCAGAAAAGGAGAAUGAAGAAACUAAGGAAAAUGGUGAAUCAACACCAACAGACGAAGAUGCUGUAAAAAGAAAAUCUGAAGAUGGAGCAGGUGAUGUCACAGAAGAUUGCAGUAAGGAAAAGAAGGCAAAAGUUGAGGAGGCUGAAACAGAAGUGCCAGAAAAGGCAACAGUAGAAGCCAACGCAUAAAUGUUGCUGAUAUAUAAUCUACAUAGCUUAAAUAUUAUAUUUUAUAUCUUGAAUAUUCAUUUUGUAUCUUAAGUUAUGUUUGAUUUUUUUUUCUUCAUGUUGAUCCAAGAUAACUUAUGUAAAAAACUUACGACAACAAUUUAGAUGAUUUUUGGUACUUAAACAUUUAAAAAAAGUAUACCAACCCCCCUCCACUCAGCUACCAUCAUUGAUAACUACUUUGUAUGCAUCUGUAGCUAUAAAUCGGAAUAAACUCUACACAAUUCACUUCUGUUUGUUUAAAAGUAUAUUUUAAUACGUGGUCGUUAAUGACUAAAUUGGGUGGCAUUUAUCAGUCAACAGAGAAUAAUUUUUCACUUACGAAGUAAUACAUUUUGAAUGUUCACGAUUUUGGUGAUAUUUUCAAAGGAAUAACCUCUUGGAAAACUUUAGUUCUGUCAAAAAAUAAUUUCUUUAUUCACUAGAGCAAAGACCACAAAUUCAAGGCAAUGCAUUCAAACCUCAAUUUUAGAGAGUGUACUUUUAAAACAAAGGGCACAUUUUAAACCAAAUAUUAGAGUGAUUAAAUCAGUCUUUUUAGUUGGUAAUGUAUAUGAGGGUCUUGGGUGAGUGACUUACUGCCAAAUGCGUUUCACUCAUUUUAAGCAGUGUGAGUAAAUUGUGUUUCGGGCAUAUGCUUCAAAUGAUGUGUUUGUGUGUUUUCGACUGGUCAUCUUCCUUCUGGUCCGCUUGGGGAUCUCUGACUUUGUCAUUUAACCUAAAACCUGAGUAUAAAUCAGUUAAAAACAUGAAUACUUUUGAGUUCAACGUAUGUAUGUAACUUUAGAUGUAAAUAAAUUUGUGAAGUUCAUGAAACACA
Messenger RNA from Limulus polyphemus (Atlantic horseshoe crab), 1371 nucleotides. Its product is annotated as myb-like protein X. The transcript has 4 exons. Lineage: Eukaryota; Metazoa; Arthropoda; Merostomata; Xiphosura; Limulidae. The coding region runs from base 123 to 512 and encodes 129 amino acids. The record is from RefSeq and is a predicted model, not a curated record.